AUGGCCAUGAUCAACAACAGUACUUCGUCCUCGGCUCUUCUGCAUGCUAUGCUAGCCUAUUCUUCCCUUCAUCGUCAUGGCCUGAGCGAAACAGCUCUCAGACUCAAAGUUCAGGCACUCCAUCUGCUAUCUACCUCCACCGAGGAUGGUAAACUGUCCUUGGUGAAUGCCUCCCUGCACGUGGCUGCUUCCAUGCUCCUUGGAUCAUUUGAGACUUUGCGCCCUUUUGAGAGCUCAGGUGAAUGGCUGUGGCAUAUUUGGGGCGCUGUGGACGUCAUUCAAGCUACUCAACUCAGUCAUCGUUCUUCUGAGAGUGAAACCUACGCUCUCAUUGACUGGGUCAACUAUCAUCAUACGCUCUCACGUUUCAGUACGCAGCACUGGCAACACAAAGCACUGGCUCAGAAGACAUUCAUCAAGCCUGUCCAACGCUCCGAUCACCUAGCCACUUCUCAAUUGUCGAUCUACAAGCCUAAUCACCCCCCUAUAGAUCCAACAUCUUCGAUAAUGAGCCUCCUCUUUGAUGCAUGCGAUAUCAUAAUAGAUCCACAAGAUCCGAAAAGUAACAGUCCAGAAUAUCGCAAAUCGCUCCAACGGCUCGAAGCGCAGGUCGACGACCUUAUCGCCAGCCCGAUCCCGAACAGUCUGAAUCCCGAAAGCGCAGUCGCCUUGGAACUCUAUCGCGUAGCAACCCGGAUAUACAUAGCGCGCGCUUCACAGAGUCCAUGGGAAGCACCCGCACUUCUAGACUCGCUGAUAGACGCACUAUUUGAGGGGCCAGUGGCAUCGUGUACCUGCAUUCACUUCUUUCCUCUGCUGAUUCUCGCAUGUGAAUCAGGGAGAGACGAUCAGCGGGUAGAAAUUCUUAACUUGAUUGACAGAACUCAACGCGAUGCACGGGUCAGAAGUAUGAAGGCCGUGACGAAUGCUAUUCAGGCUAUUUGGGUGCAGCAGGACCUUCAUGCUGAUGAUGAGGUGUUGGUGAAUUACAUGGAUCUUCUCAGCAUUGGGAUCAGUUCAAGUAGCACGAUACCCUCUUUCGCGUAA
Messenger RNA from Fusarium fujikuroi IMI 58289, 1047 nucleotides. RefSeq lists its product as uncharacterized. Gene Ontology annotation, biological process: positive regulation of transcription by RNA polymerase II. The coding region runs from base 1 to 1047 and encodes 348 amino acids. Gene Ontology annotation, molecular function: transcription cis-regulatory region binding; DNA-binding transcription factor activity. The transcript has 3 exons. Gene Ontology annotation, cellular component: nucleus. The record is from RefSeq and is a predicted model, not a curated record. Lineage: Eukaryota; Fungi; Ascomycota; Sordariomycetes; Hypocreales; Nectriaceae.